UUUAAAGAAAUCCUUCAAUACUUUCUCUCAUUAAACCCUUCUCUCUCUCUCUCUCUCGAUUCCCCCAAAUCCUCACUCCAUCCAUCUCCGUACGGUGGCGAUUCGCUGCAUCGGCCUUAGCUCCGGCGCCGGUGCGGCCUCGGAGCUCCGUCCGCGCUGCUGCAUUGUGUGCUUCCCCGGUGUUCUGAUUCUGGUACUGUUGAAGAUCAAUGCUGGUGGUCUCGCCGUUGUCCUUCGUAGUUUGCUCUUAGUUUCAAGGUCGAUCGCUUACUUGGGGCUGUCGUUUCAGUACUGAUCCGACAUAUUUGUCGGGUACUGGUCCGCUGGAGGUGUGGAUGGCGUAAGAGGAGUUGCGUUAGGGAGACUGGGGGCGGGUUUGGAGGGAUUUUGAUGAAGCUUGUGGCGGGUUUUGUUGGAUUAGGGUUUUGUAUGGUGCUGUGAGAGAUGAGGGAGGGGUUGAGAUCGGGUAAGUCGAGGGAGAGGCUGCAGAAAGAUGAGGGGUCCUCUGGUAAAGUGCUUGUUCAGAAGAAGCUCUUUGACAUGGUUCGGAAGGUCGACCCCUGUGUUGACGUGAAAGAUGCUGUUCUGGAGUCAACUUGUACCGGCUCAGUGCAGAACGUUAGGACUGAGAAGCUAGAUGACUCGGGAACUUGUGGUGGCGAAGGGGAGGAUGUGAAUGGGUGUGAACGUGUAGAGGCAUUGGAGUACAAGAAGAAGAGGAGAAGGGAAGAUGGUGAUGAAGGGAGCGAAUGUCUGGGGCCGGAGAAGAAGAAGGUGAAAGAGGAAGUUUUUGAUGGGGAAGUGCAAGUUGGUGCUCGGGUCUUGCGCUCGAGAAUGAGGUCUGGCAGUACGGUUGAAGAGGAGAGGCUAGAGGAUAGGGUUGUCAAGGUAGGGAAGAAGAGAGGGCGAAAUCAUAAGAAAGAGAGCAAAAGAGUAAAAAUCAAAGAGGAUGAUGAGAGCUAUGAGCCGGUUGAGAAAAAUUUAAAGCGGAAGCGGGGAAGACCUUCUAAGGCAAGUGGUGCUGCUCCAAAAAGACGUGGUAGACCUCCCUUGGCCCAGGGGACCCUGGGUGUUUCGAGAAACCAUCUACAUAAGAAACGAAUUGCGUAUAAUUUGAGAAAAAGCCAGAGAAUUUUAAAAACAAAAGGUAAUCUGAAGCAGGGUGGUUCAACCAGGAGUUCAAAGAGGGGAACUAGAGUACGGGAUGAGUUUAAGUCAAAGAAUCCUGUAUUAUGUGAGGAGGUCGAAAAGUCAGAUCAGGAAAUGGAAGCUUCACCAGUACGAAGUUUGGUGGCAGGAAAUACGGUUAGUUUUGAUGAGGAUGGUGCGACUGAAGCUGGAAAAAGUGAAAUUAAUGAAGAUGCAGGACUCACGAGAGCUUCGGAAAAGCAAUUAGUAAGAGAUCGUAUAAUGAACUUGCUGUUUCAUGCAGGGUGGACAGUUGAUUAUAGGCCCAGGAAUAGAAAAAUAUAUAAUGAUGCAGUAUAUGUAAGUCCAGAUGGCAAAACUCACUGGUCUGUCACGUUGGCAUAUCGAGUUCUUAAAAAGCGUUAUGAGGUCGGUGACACUAGAGCCUACAAGGAAGGAUUCAUAUUUUCUCCUAUUCCCAGCGAGGAACUCGAUAUGCUAAAGAGGGUGCAAAUAAAGAAAAGGAACGGGAAAAAGGAGCAAAAGGGUUUAAAGAGGAUAGGUACUCCAGACAGGGCUCUUGCUAUGAAGAAGAAAAAGAAGAAAGGGGAAAUCCGUUCCGGUGUGAGCAAGGGUAGAAAGACACUUGAUGGCAGAAUGAAAAGGAAGUCUUUGCAAUAUGAGAGGGAUGACUCUGCUGAUGCUCACAAUGCACCUCAAUCUUCUGGGAUUCGAAAGCGCCGGGAGACACAUAAACGGAAGAGGUAUGCCCUUUUGGUUCGCCGGUCUGAUAAUGCAGAGUCAGAUGGAGAUGGUUAUGUGUUGUACAAUGGGAAACGAACUACAUUGGCCUGGAUGAUUGAUUCAGGAACUAUGAUAGAGAAAGCAAAGGUAUCUUACAUGAACCCAAGGAAGACACGAGCUAUGCUGCAGGGUAAAAUUAUGAGAGAUGGCAUUGAUUGUGGCUGCUGUGGCGAAGUUGUCACGAUGUUGGAAUUCGAGGCUCAUGCUGGGAGCAAACUCCACCGACCGCUUGAGAACAUAUUUGUGGAGAAUGGAAGCUCUAUACUGCAGUACCAAUUGGAUGCUUGGAACAAACUAGAAUCAGAGCACAAGUGGUUUCACUUCAUAGAUGUUAAUGGGGAUGAUCCAAAUGAUGAUACUUGUGGUAUCUGUGGUGAUGGUGGGAACUUGGUAUGUUGCGAUGGUUGUCCAUCAACAUUCCAUCAGAACUGCUUAGAUAUACAAAAGUUUCCUUCAGGUGAUUGGUACUGUCUAUAUUGCAUUUGCAAAUACUGUGGCAAGAUUGGAGAGGAUACAAACCAAAUGAGUAUUGAAGAGACGAAAAGAUCUUUGUUAUCUUGCUAUUUGUGUGAGGAAAAAUAUCACACAUCGUGCAUCCUUGCAGAUGAUGCAUUGAAGGGCGAACCUACCUUCUGUGGGAGGAAAUGUCAGGAGAUUUACAGCAAUAUAGAGAUGCUCCUCGGUGUCAAUCAUGAACUGGAAAAUGGAUUCUCAUGGACUCUGGUUCAGCGCUGUGAAGUUGCAGCAGACAUUUCUUCUAGUGAAGUACAACGCAAAAUUGAAUGCAAUUCCAAGCUGGCUGUUGCAUUUUCAGUGAUGGAUGAGUGCUUUUUGCCUUCCUCUGAUCAUAGAAGUGGGGUCAAUCUAAUUCAUAAUAUCCUCUACAGCUGCAGGUCAAACUUCAGCCGGUUAAAUUUUAGUGGCUUCUAUACAGUAACUUUAGAGAUGGGAGAUGAGAUUGUGGCUGUGGCAUCUAUCAGGAUCCACGGUAACAUAUUGGCGGAAAUGCCAUAUAUUGGAACUCGCUACAUGUAUAGGCGUCAGGGCAUGUGCCGUCGGCUGCUUACUGCUGUUGACUGUCUUCUCCGCUCCUUAAAUGUUGCAAAGUUGGUGAUACCUGCUAUCUCUGAACUGACGGACACAUGGACCUCUGUUUUUGGGUUUGAGCCUCUUGACCCCUCAACACAAAGAAGAAUGCGGAGCAUGAAUGUAUUAGUUUUCCCCGGUGUGGACAUGUUGCAGAAGCCAGUGUUGAAUAAUGGCUUCACAGGAGAGAGCAUAGUUCAUGAUGAAGGUUUAAUCACUUCUGAAGGUGAAGAUCAUCAGAGAGUGAAUGAGGCUGUGAAGGUCUCCGAUAGUAACAAUAUCUUCCAGGAGAAGCUUGACUUGAACAUUGCUUUUGAGGUUACCGAUGUAAAUGAUGCAGAUGAAACAGAAGGAAAGCCUUCUGUUCUCAAUCCUGCGUUUCAGCUUCUAAAUGUUUCCUCCAAUGACUCUUCUGACAUUACAAGUGAAAGUAUUGACUGCACAAAUUGCACUAAUGACAACAUCAGCCCAACCCAAUUAGGCGAGCCUUGUGACACGCUUGAGAGCAAGAGCGGAAAUGUGGGCAUUUUUGAUACUGACUGUGGUGAUUGGAAGCAAGCCAAGGAGAUCCAUUUGCAUCAUCAAAGUGCUGAAUCUGAUUCUCUUCCUCUGACAUCAGAUAAAUCUCAUCCUCAAUCUGGAGGAACAAAUAGUUGUUUGGGAUCUUUGCCUGAUUCAGUGGAGCUUGAUGGAGAUUUUACUUGUGAGGUGAAAGCCGGGAACAGCCCUACCGGAAUCUUCCAUGGUUCCCACAGCAAGGAUUCUGAAGUACUUCCUGUUGACGGUGGUCAUUUUGAUAGGUUGCAUGAUUCGAGUACUCUGAUUGGGUCUAAUGGCUGUGAACCAAGGAGUCAAAGCCCUAAUGACCCAGAUGAAGUGCUAGAAGCGAAAACUGAUGAAACCUGUGCACAAAUCUCGGGCCGUGAAUCUUGUAAUGGGAUUUGUCCUUCAUCAACUCAUGAAAACAGAGAUCUGCUGCCCGCUGGGAACUGUGAAGAUGGGCAUUUGGACUGCAAUCACUCUCCUGCAACAUCGAAUCCCGAUUUAGACCUCACUGUCAGUGCUGUGAUGCCUGCAAUGAUCAUCACACAUUCUGUUCGGGGAGAUUCAAGUCCUCUGAUUGGGUCUAAUGGCUUUGAACCAACGAGUCAAAGCCCGAAUGACCCAGAUGAAGUGCUUGAAGCGAAAACUGAUGGAACCUGUGCACAAAUCUCGGGCCAUGAAUCUUGUAAUGGGAUUUGCCCUUCAACAACUAAUGAAAACAGAGAUCUGCUGCUCACUGGGAACUGUGAAGAUGGGCAUUUUGACUGCAAUCACUCUCCUACGACAUCGAAGCCCGACUUGGACCUUCCUGUCAGCACUGUGGUGCCUGUAACGAUCAUCACAGAUUCUGUUUGUGGAGAAGAGAAUGGCAUGGAUGAUGCCUCAGAAAGGGUGAUUGAAGAUGUCUUUCCUGCUCAAGACCACCUGGUUUGUAUUUCCCCUCUAAGCGACCUCCAAAAUCUCAAAUAGCUCAAAUUCCUCUUCCAUGCAAGAAGCCAUUGAGGGGUGGUUCAUCUCUGGAAUCCCUCUACUGCAGUGAAGUUCAGGAUUCAGAUGAGGUGACUGACACUUUUUGAGUCUUGUUAAAUCUCUGAGCCACCACCUAAGCUAACUCUAAUGUCGGUCUGUACAGCAUGCAAUUUUUGUUUAGAUGACAGGUUGUUGGUGCCUGAUGCAGAGACAUGCUCUGCUUCUUAGCUUUCAGGUUCAUUUGAUUUCCCCUACUGAAUCUAUGUAUUGGCAAAGGUUGGUCUAGUGCCCCGUCCCUCAUAUGUCUAAGUCGAGUUUUGUGAAUCAUAGGGGAAACUGAACCUGCUGCGCGUUUUGCUUAUUGCGUCCUCCCUGUAAAUGAGAAAGUUAUAUUCUUAUGGGAAGUAGCAUUUCUGCUUA
Molecule: messenger RNA, 4950 nt
Organism: Punica granatum (pomegranate)
Lineage: Eukaryota; Viridiplantae; Streptophyta; Magnoliopsida; Myrtales; Lythraceae
Source: RefSeq, a predicted model, not a curated record